GUAUUCAUUUGGGGAAAAAAUCGAUAUUCAAGCUUAGGCCUCGGACAUCAAAAACGUCAAUUAUUCCCUUAUCAAUUAUUUUUGCCGGGAGAUGUACGAACUGCCGCACUUGGACCCGAUCAUUCUUUGUUUUUAGU
Molecule: messenger RNA, 137 nt
Organism: Caenorhabditis elegans
Lineage: Eukaryota; Metazoa; Nematoda; Chromadorea; Rhabditida; Rhabditidae
Source: the annotation of a RefSeq genome assembly